AUGGACCUGUUCGGGGACCUGCCGGAGCAGCGCUCGCCGCGCCCGGCUGCCGGGAAAGAAGCUCAGAAAGGAUCCCUGCUCUUUGAUGACCUCCCUCCGGCCAGCAGUACUGACUCAGGAUCAGGGGGACCUUUGCUUUUUGAUGAUCUCCCACCUGCUAGCAGUGGCGAUUCAGGUUCUCUUGCUACAUCAAUAUCGCAGAUGGUAAAGAAUGAUGGGAAAGGAGCAAAGAGAAAAACCUCCGAGGAGGAGGAGAAGAAUGGCAGUGAAGAGCUUGUGGAAAAGAAAGUUUGUAAAGCUUCUUCGGUGAUCUUUGGUCUGAAAGGCUAUGUGGCUGAGCGGAAGGGUGAGAGGGAGGAGAUGCAAGACGCCCAUGUCAUCUUAAACGACAUUACCGAGGAGUGCCGGCCCCCAUCUUCCCUCAUUACUCGGGUUUCAUAUUUUGCUGUUUUUGAUGGACAUGGAGGAAUUCGAGCCUCAAAAUUUGCUGCACAGAAUUUGCAUCAGAACUUAAUCAGGAAAUUUCCCAAAGGUGAUGUAAUCAGUGUAGAGAAAACCGUGAAGAGAUGCCUUUUGGACACUUUUAAGCAUACUGAUGAAGAGUUCCUUAAACAAGCUUCAAGCCAGAAGCCUGCCUGGAAAGAUGGGUCCACUGCCACGUGUGUUCUGGCUGUAGACAACAUUCUUUAUAUUGCCAACCUCGGAGAUAGUCGGGCAAUCUUAUGUCGUUAUAAUGAGGAGAGUCAAAAACAUGCAGCCUUAAGCCUCAGCAAAGAGCAUAAUCCAACCCAGUAUGAAGAACGAAUGAGAAUACAGAAGGCUGGAGGAAAUGUCAGGGAUGGGCGUGUCUUGGGCGUGCUGGAGGUGUCCCGCUCCAUUGGGGACGGGCAGUACAAGCGCUGUGGUGUCACUUCUGUGCCAGACAUCAGACGUUGCCAGCUGACCCCCAAUGACAGGUUCAUUUUGCUGGCCUGUGAUGGGCUCUUCAAGGUCUUCACCCCAGAAGAAGCCGUGAACUUCAUCUUGUCCUGCCUUGAGGAUGAGAAGAUCCAGACCCGCGAAGGGAAGCCCGCUGUUGACGCCCGCUACGAAGCAGCCUGCAACAGGCUGGCCAAUAAGGCGGUGCAGCGGGGCUCGGCCGACAACGUCACCGUGAUGGUGGUGCGGAUAGGGCACUGAGGGCGGCGUGUGCGGCAGCACGCGUGGUGCUGACUCGAAGGUUCAUUUUUUGUGUGUGCACAUUCUGUGUGUUCUGUGUACUCCUGUGGGACUCCCAUGGUUGUAAAUAAAGGUUUCUUUCUUUUUUUUUUCCUA
This is a messenger RNA of Microcebus murinus (gray mouse lemur), 1314 nucleotides long. It is a transcript of the gene ILKAP, whose product is annotated as ILK associated serine/threonine phosphatase. The record is from RefSeq and is a predicted model, not a curated record. Gene Ontology annotation, biological process: protein dephosphorylation. NCBI's taxonomy places the organism in Eukaryota, Metazoa, Chordata, Mammalia, Primates, Cheirogaleidae. Gene Ontology annotation, molecular function: cation binding; protein serine/threonine phosphatase activity.